Penicillium digitatum Pd1 is the source of this 312-nucleotide messenger RNA. The record is from RefSeq and is a predicted model, not a curated record. NCBI's taxonomy places the organism in Eukaryota, Fungi, Ascomycota, Eurotiomycetes, Eurotiales, Aspergillaceae.
AUGGAUCACGAAAGAGUUAUCAGGGACCUGUUCCCUGCUCUAGUGGUUCAAUUAGAUCGAGAAACAAGCAGCACACCAUCCAGUGAAUCGGAUGAUUCUGCCGCAGUCACGCACGAGAGCCCUACUCCCCGAGUAGCCAACACGUUACGGAGCUCUGUGGCUCCUCGCAUGGGACAACUACCCCAGUUCCGAGCACUCCUAUUAGAUCGACUCGAGUCCGAUUUGCUCCAGUUGGAGGAAAUUCUGAGGAGUUUCUACCUACAUCAAGUCACUGUAUUUCUUCUCGUGAUACCCCUUGUGCUUCUUCCCUAG